Panicum virgatum (switchgrass) is the source of this 625-nucleotide messenger RNA. RefSeq names its product protein TIFY 11b-like. The record is from RefSeq and is a predicted model, not a curated record. The coding region runs from base 57 to 554 and encodes 165 amino acids. Lineage: Eukaryota; Viridiplantae; Streptophyta; Magnoliopsida; Poales; Poaceae. The transcript has a single exon.
CCUUCCUCGCUCACUGUCCUGGUCUGCCUCGUCGGCGCUGGCGGCCCGUCCGCGUGAUGGAUUCGGCCACCGGCGCCGCUAUCGAGGUCGUCAUCGCCGCACCAGAGGACGCCGCGCCGGCGCACAACGGUCAGCGGACCCACCCGCCGUCGCACGCGUUCGGGCACGUCCCCGCGAUGGGGGAGUACAAGGUGCUCCGCAUCUCCGCCGCGAGUGGGGAGGAAGCGGCCGGGCCCGCGUCCACGGCGGCGCCGCUCACCAUCUUCUACGGCGGGUGGGUGUUCGUGUUCGAGGACCUCCGUCUGGUCGCGGCGGCGGGGGCGAGGAGCCGGCGGGGGAGGUGUGCGCGGUGUGCCUGGCGGAGUACGAGGGCGGGGAGGAGGUGCGCGUGCUGCCCGCCUGCCGCCACGGGUUCCACCGGGAGUGCGUGGACCGGUGGUUGUUCACGGGCGCGCUCACCUGCCCCGUCUGCCGCGCCACCGUCGCCGCCCGCCCCGAGGAGCACGACGCCAAGUCCUGCGCCAGGGCCGGCGAUGCCGCGCUUCCUGCCGUAGGAAAGGAAUCUGUAAUGGUGUUCAGCUCAGCGGAGGCUCAGCCUUGUUGUCAAGAACACGGCAUUCCUUGU